Molecule: messenger RNA, 9558 nt
Organism: Strongylocentrotus purpuratus (purple sea urchin)
Lineage: Eukaryota; Metazoa; Echinodermata; Echinoidea; Camarodonta; Strongylocentrotidae
Product: dedicator of cytokinesis protein 3
Exons: 50
Coding region: 137-6589 (2150 amino acids)
Biological process (GO): small GTPase-mediated signal transduction
Cellular component (GO): cytoplasm; plasma membrane
Molecular function (GO): guanyl-nucleotide exchange factor activity; small GTPase binding
Source: RefSeq, a predicted model, not a curated record
CAUUCUCAGCUCUCUAGCUCGUGAUCGUGUACACAAAACAACGCAUUAGAGCUGCCGCAGGAGUUGGACACGGAAAAUCUACUUCCGCUUUUUGUUUUGCGGAUAACAUGUAUUGGAAAUGAUUUAAAAUAGCAUCAUGUGGCAACCUGUGGAUGACAAGGAGAGAAAGUGUGGUAUUGCUGUUUGGAAUUUUGAUGGCAAAGUUGAGCAUGGAUUACCACUUGAAAUCGGAGAUGCUGUCCACAUCUUGGAAGAAAACAUGGGGUGGUAUCGGGGUUAUUGCUCAAAGAAACCUUCUGUGCCGGGUAUUUUCCCAACAUCUUAUGUGCAUAUAAGAGAACCACCUAUAGAUGGAGAGGAAGAACGGCGCCGGAAGGCCAACGAGCCUCUGAUUCAGGAAGUGACGCUGGUCCUACGAGAGUGGCAUGUCAUCUUCGUUGAACGCUUUAUGAAACACAAGAUGGACUGGUUCAAAGAACUGAAGAAGAUCAUGCUGGAGGUGAUUGACCUUCGAAGCCAGCUCCUGUCGGGGACGAUGACCUUGGGCAAGAGCAAAGAGGUCAAAGGUACCAUCAUGAGCAGGGUGGACUGGGGAAACUGCAGGCUGGAACUCGAUCUAGUACCCAGUGUAGAUGGAGAGAUAAUAGACAGUAAUCAGUGUAGUCUGGUAGAGCUACAUCAAGUGCACCUGAGGAGUGCGCAAGAAACAAAAAUUUCUGCACUGCCGGUCGCGACCUCCGUGCAACCAUUGCUAUCUCUUAUUUCAUUGCAAGUUCCAGACCCCAGUGCACAGGCACAGACGACGGAACCGCUGGAAGCUUUUGCGCACCAUCUCCACCUUCAGCUGGUCAACUUUGGGAUCCACACAGGAGAGGCGGCGGAGGCUUUCUUUGCUCUCUAUGAUGCUAAAGAGGGUACAUUCAUCACAGAGCGGUAUCUAGCAAAGUUCAACAAACAGGGUGCACCUCUCAACGUGGAGAAGAUUGGUAACCUGGUCACCAUUUUCACAGACAUGAGCAACAAAGAUAUGGAGAGGGAUCUCUAUCUUACUUGUCAUAUCAUACGAUGUGGCCAGAUGAAACCAACCAGACACCAAGACAACAAGAAGGCUACUGGUCCAAACUUCAGAAGACCCUAUGGCUAUGGAGUGUUGAAGGUCACUCACAUUCUGAAGAUGCCAGAGGAUGAUGGCAGAGAAGGAAAGGAAGAAGUCAUGAAAAUAUAUGUAGCCAAUCAAGCAGAUGAGAAGGACUUUGCUUCACUUCAUGAUCAAAUCAUUAGGAAUACAAGUAGAAAGGGCACCUCUGCUUCUGGCAAUAUAGGUAUCACAGUGAAGCUUCUGAUGCUGCAUGGUCAUCUAGAUAGCCUGAAGAAAGAGAAGCAUCUUCUAUUCAACAGAGGUCACAGUGUUACUCAUAAGCUAGGAUUCAGUGACAUCAUCAUGCCAGGUGACCUGCGGAAUGACCUCUUCAUUGCCUUGGAGAGAGGGGAGUUUUAUGAUAAGAAUGCUGGGCGCAAUAUCGAGGUGACCAUGUGUACGAUAGACGAGAAAUGGAAGAAGAUUGGAUGCAUCUGCCUUGUGGACGACGAAGAAGCCGAGAUAGAGUAUAGAUCGGUGGUUUACUUACACUAUACGGCCCCGCGCUGGAACGAACUAGUCCGACUCAAUGUACCUAUGGACAGCUUCAAGAACACGCACAUACGCUUUGAGUUCAGACACUGCUCAAAAGAUAACAAGAGAAGGGAGAAACGUCUGUUUGCAAUGGCAUUUAUGCCACUCAUGAAGAAGGAUGGUACAGCGGUAGAAGACAGCACACACAGUCUCUUUGUCUUUAAGUGUUCAGAACACCAUGAUUUCAGUGAUCCUACCCAAUACCUGAGUCUGCCAUAUUGUUCAGCUGAUAUGGUUGCUAAGGGCAACGCAACAAGCAACAACAAUUAUGAGUUGAACUGCAAGGAUACUUUCACUGUCAAAACGGUCAUCUGCUCAACAAAACUUGUCCAAAACAUCAACCUGCUAGGUUUGUUGAAGUGGAGGCAGCAUCCCGAUAGACUACAUGCCAUCCUAGAGAAACUGAGCAGUGUCAGCGGUCAGGACAUUGUCAGGGUACUUCAAGACAUCCUGGAUGCCCUCUUCUCCAUCUUAGAUGAGAGGAGUGACGAAUAUGGACGUCAGAUAUUUGAAUGUCUGGUUCAUAUCAUCAGUGUACUCGGUGAACAACGUUUCAAGUCUUUCACCACGGUCCUGGAUACCUACAUUGAUAAUCACUUUGUCAGCACAUUAGCACAUCAGUUCUUGGUCUACUACCUGAUGAUGUACAUUGACAAGGCAUUGCAACAGAAGCAGGAUCACAUCACAAACAUGCUGGAAGGACUUCAGUACCUCUUCAAGUUCAUCUUCAGGUCGCACAUCCUCUACAAAAUGGCUACUGGUGAUGUCCAUGAUGGUGAUAUGCAGGACUCAAUCAGGAAUCUCUUCAAUUCCAUCAAUAAUCUCAUGCAGAAAGAUGAUGAAAAACUGGAGAAACAUCAGCUGGUUGUGCUACGGAAGUUCAGCACCAUCUGCAACGAGCUGAUGGCCAUGGCCAUGUACACAGCGCCCGAGGUGAGCCAGUUCACAGCCGACUUAUUGCUGUGUAUACCACACACGCUGAGGAGAACCAAGGUUCUACAGAGCAAGCUGGAAUGCAUUCGAGAAGCCAUCAACAGCACACUCUUCAAGUCACCCAUGGCAAGAAGAGUACUUCUUCAGCCGUGCCUCGCCCAGCUCCAGCACCACAUUCAGGCUGAGCAUCUACCUGAUGUCUGUAUCGCUAUUGUGGAAGACAUCCUGACUGCCUUACAUACACUCUCACAGACAGAGCAAGUAGAAGAGGAGAUUAGUCUCUUGAUCCGUCAUCUCUUCAGGGAGAUUCUUGGCAUGGUGCCAACAUCAGAGAACAUGACAGAUUUACAUACCCGUUGCAUUACCUGCCUGAUGGAGAUGUUACGUCUGAUGAAGGAGCAGCACUACGUUCAGCUAACAGACUGCUUCCCAAGCUCACAUUACAGACAAGAGUUCCUCAAUGGUAUACUGAUGCUCUUUGCUGAGUGUGUGACCAAGGACAUCUACUCUAAGGACUGGGCAGCUAUGAGGAUGGUGGUCAACAGGGUCAUUCUUACGGCAAUCAAGAGGUUCUGCUCAGAUCUCAACCAGGAGGACAUGAUCAAGAUGAGAUCACGGUACUUUGAGUUAGCAGUAUUCUUCAUCAUUCAACCGGUGCUUCAGUUAGAGAGCUUCACGUCGGCCAAACAAGAAAGACUCAAGAAGAUGUUUGGUGACAUGAGGAUUGCGAUGGCCACUGAGUUGAUUGAGAAGUGGAACAGCCUAGGUCAGUACAAGAGUCAGUUCAGUCAUUUGACGCGGAAUUUCUUAGAGGUGACGAUGAUACCCCAUGAUGCCAUACGUAAGGCUAGUCUGCCGCUCAUCUUUGACAUCAUGUGCUCCGAGAUGAAGGAGAAGUCUUCUUUCAUCAAGCUCGAGGAUGAUCUGAUUGACAAACUUGAUCACAUGGUUUGUGUGCAGAACAAUGGUGAUGAACAAUACACAGUGCUCUUCAAUAACACCUUGAGAGAAAAGAUCUCCACACAGCCGUGGCAGGAAGAAGGAGAGCAGUUUGUUGAGAAGGUUACUCGUCUACUAGAGAGACUGAUCGACUACAGGAAUGUCUGUAACAAAUCGGUCGAGAACCGCUACCUCAAGCUCAGCUGUCUUUACCAACUCAUGAACUUCUACAAGGACGAUGAGAGACGGAAGGACAUCUACAUGAGAUACAUCUACCAUCUCCACGAUCUCCAUCUACAUGCGGGAGAUUACACCGAAGCAGCUCAUACGCUCCUCAUGCUAGCUAUGACACUGGACUGGACAGACAAUGUACUACCCUCGGACAAGAAACACGAACAGCAGACUGAAGCCGAACGCAAGACCAAGCUCUACGGUGAAAUCAUCGAGCUCGUCAAGAAAGGCCAGGUUUGGGAGUAUGGCAUUCCUCUUUGUAAGGAGUUGGCUAUUCAGUAUGAGUCCAAGCAGUUUGACUACAAGAAUCUCAGUGUACAACUGGUCACACAAGCUCAGUUCUUUGAGAACAUCCGGAACCAACCAAGACAGCCACCGACCUUCUUUAGGAUCAAGUUCUACGGUAUUUUCCCCAUCCUCAGAAAACACCGUGAGUACAUCUACAGAGGUCAGCCGUUUGAUCAACCUCAGAUAGUGAUCCAGAGAUUCCAGGCAGACUUCCCCCAGGCUAAGCCAUGGACUGGCAAAGCACCUCCUACAGAAGAAGAUCUGCUCUUGUAUGAUCAAUACAUCGAGGUGAGACACGUGAUUUGCGUUCCUCCCCAGCACCCUCACCUGCAGGGCAACGUUCCUCCAAACAUCCGCUACUUUGCAGAGAACUACGACAUCAGCGUCUUCAGCUUCGACAGACCAUUCCAUAGAGGAGAGAGGGAUAAGACACAGGAUUUCAAGACCCUGUGGGUGGAGAGAACGUUCAUGACUACAGGCUCACCACUACCUGGUCUGUUGAGCUGGUCUGAGAUCGUCAAGACUGUGGUGGAGGAGAUCCGACCCAUUGCCAAUGCAGUCAACGUGAUGAGAGAGAAGAACACAUCGAUGCAAGUACAGAUCCAAGGACACAGGGCCCAUAGAAACUCCAACAUCAACCCUCUUAGUAUGGUGCUGCAAGGAACUAUCGAGGCAGCAGUGCAGGGAGGCAUCAAGGUCUACCAAGAUGUGUUUCUGACGGCUGCGUAUGGGGAGAACAACCCAACAGACAAGGAGGCUAUCAUCACUCUCAAGGAGCUAAUGAUUGAACAGUUGAAUAUCUUGGAUGACGGAGUAUUGCUACACAAGGAGCUGUGUUCUGAAGAAUUGAUGGGCUUCCAUCUCAACCUGGAGAAGAAACUGGCCAAGCGGAUGCAGGAAUUUGACCUGGGCCAACCUAAAGUGUAUUCCAAGGCCAGGCCUCCAUCUAGACAAGUCCAGUCUGCUGCACCACCACCACCGGCAAACGUCUCAUCUGGACCCAAAACAUUCAAAAGAAAUACAUCGGAUUUGAACUUGCAACAACCCAAGCCGGACAGAAAAAACAGCAUGUUCUACUUUCAAACACCAGUGGAGAUUCCAGUACCGAGCCGCACGCUGCCGGAGGGUGGGGGCACAUUGCAGCGUGGUAGAGCCACCAUUGCUACUACCACCCCCAUGUCGGAAGAGGUACAUGAGCCCCCCGGAAUGCCUCCUCCUGAUAUGCCGCCACCACCUCUUCCCAAUUCCAAGCAUCAUGUCUCGCAUGUAGAUCCCACGGGGUACAUCCGCAUUCUGCCGAAACGAAAUCGGUCUCAAUCUGUCUUUACUAUUCUGGAGCCGUCGCAGAAGCAGUCUGGAAAAACAAAGGAAAGAAAGGAUUCUUUGCCUACACCACUGGCACUCAGUUACCCAAAUGCAGGUACAGCAAUACAAGAGUUUACGACUGAUGUGCCUGAUUCAGCGGUAUCGACAUCGUCUUCAAACCGUACGAGUGCGAGUCCCUCUGUAUCUUCAGCUCGUUUAUCUCAAGACAGUCAGUCUUCAUCAUCUAACCUAGAUGAUAGACCACCAAGUCUACCAAGGAAGGGAAGCUCAAGACCUAGCUCAUCCGGCUCAGAAUUCUCUGGAGUAACAUCAUCUUCCCGUAUUAGUGAGAGUCCCUCUGUGUCUUCGUUGAUGAGCCGGAUAUCAGCAGACAGUCAGGCUUCGUACCCUGAGGAACGCCCCCCUCAGCUUCCUCCGAGAAAGAUGAGCUCAAGACCGAGCUCUGGGGGUUCAGGUGGCGUCGAUCACAACCGUAUGAGUAGCUCUAGCUCCUGUUCUGGUACAGAUGUGUCAGAGGAGGGUGUGGCUCCCCCUGUUCCUUCCAGAACAGCGAUCCCGGCAAAGGACAGCAUCCCACAUGGACCUUCGGGAACCGGUAACGCCAAUCUCCACCUCAACUCUCCCUCUGCGAUCCAAACGUCGCCGUCAAAUACAGUCACCCGAGAUCCUGUUCACUCCGGCCCCGCCUCUACCACCACCCCCAACAUGCAUCCUGACCCCACCACCACCACCACUACCACUCCUGAAUCUAGACAUUUCCCCGGAGGAUCUCCCCCUCCCACUACCCCUGAACCUAGAAGUUUCCCCAGAGGAACUCCCUCUCCCACCACCCCUGAACCUAGAAGUUUCCCCAGAGGAGCUCCCCCUCCCACCAUCCCCAGAAACAGAAGGCCAUCUAAUCUGACCUCUCCUGUACCACACCCUAAACCUAGUAACGGAUUAUAUACCAAUGACACAUCAACUCCUGGAGCUAAGUCCGGCAGCACCCCGAUUCUCCCGAACCGCCCUGAAAAGAGACCUAAAACACCGCUAGCCACCUCACCAUCCAUGUCAUUGCCUCUUAGCCCUGGACCCACCACACCGGGGCAAGUCGCUUCACCGAGUAAGAAUGGUGAUGCUCAAGGUGCACCACCUGUUCCAAUAAGACCAAAUAAGAGGAAGGAAUCAAGUAUCAAGGAACAGGGUGGUACUAGUCUUUGAAAGAGGUGGACUUUAUUGCCAUUGGUGCCUUCACGUGUCGAUCAUGUGAUUCAGACCUUGUUCAAAGCUCUACUUUAAUGGAUUAUGUUAUAUAUUUGUAAACCUGUUCUUUCCAAUUCUUGCGUGUAGAAAUCGUAUCAUGUAAUUCAAAUUACGAGAGGUAUUAAAAUGUAUAUGGCACCUGUACUUCAAAUGAUAUGUCUAUUCAAUCUUAUUUUUCCAGCUUUAAAAGAUAUGUGAGGAAUCCUUUCUUCAUUGUACUAUACACACGCUAUCCUGUACAUAUCGCUAUACACUAUGUAUAUGAGAGAAUGUCACAUAUUGAAAUUCUCAUAGUAAGGCAUAUGAAAUUUGGGGUGCUGAUAUAUAUUUGUUAACAUGAUUUAUGACCCAUUAUAAAGAUCAUGAUGCAUGAUAAGCAUAUGUUGCUCUUCUAAUUGCUAUAAGCUAUAAAUGGAAAUCCAAUUUUAUAUUGUGCAAGUACUUCCAGUUAAUUCCAUAAACGUGUUUAAAUAAACAUCAUGAUUGUACAAAGGAUAUUACAAUUUUCCCUCCCAAAGAACAGUUUCCCCGCCAUCUGUUUUGCCUGAGCAUUUCUAGGCUUGUCCUGAAAGCUAUGUUCUUCCAUUUUUUUCACUGAUCCAAUUUUCUUUUCUUUUUUCAAAUCAUGUGAUGUUUGAAUAGUUUACUAGUUGUAUACUGGUUUAGUAAUAAUCAUACAGAGAGGAAGAAGAGUAUGAAUGUAGUUUUCCAUUGCCAUGCCGAUAUGCAUUCCAUGAUGCAGCCUACUUAAAGGUUUGAUUCAUGUUCAUGUAUGCAAGCAGUAAGUAUAUUCAGAAAAUACUUGGUAUUUUAUACAAGACAUGUAUAUCAUUAAUAACCAAAUAGACAUUAUGCCAUGGUAAGCAUUCUUUUGUUGGAGUAGAAAUAUACCAUUAGUCUUUCUCCGUUCUAUGGACCAAAUGAUACCGAGAUCAAAGCAGACUGACUUUCAAGAUGAUAACUUUUGUUCGAUUUUUUUUGUAUAUUUGCUAUACUUUUCUUUUCGUUUCUUUUGACUUUCCUACUUCUUUCAUGUUAUAAUGAAGUGCUGCUGAUAAUUUCUUCAUCUACUAACGACUACAUGAUCAAACCAGGGAUCAUGAGGAGUAGAAAGAAAUUCACUGUUUGUAGCGUGAUUGUACUUAAAAUUCAUAGAUAUACUUGAUAGCGAUAAAACUGGACCAUUUUAUUUGAUAAAGACCAAAUGUAUUUAUCUUACCAGUAGUUUUUCACAGUUGAUAGCGACAUUAAAAAAACUUACAUGGACGUGAAAAUGGGUUGUGUGUUUGACCAUAUUCCAAAUGAAUGAUGAUUGUGUGAAUAGAUUGUGUGACUCUAUGUGAAAAGAUGUAUGAUACACCCAACAACCUAUUAUAGAGACUCUCACCCUGCUCGAUCUAUUAGUUUUAUCUGAGUUAGAUGAUAAUAUCAUAGGCAUUGUACUAUGUUAUUAUUUCUUAAAUUGAAUUAAUCAAAUUACGGUUUUUAUAUCAUAAUAAUGAAGGUACAACUACAUGUAUAUCUUGUUAAUCUAGUGGAUCUAAAGUGCCCUCUUUUGCAUGGUAAAUCUCAUUAUCACUAUGAUAUAUGCAAUUCUGUUCACUCCUAAAGGCUGUUUUUGAUACAAUGAUUUUCUACUUGUCAAUAUCUCCUUUUAAAGAUGCAUUUUCUACUUCAUUUAUUGUUCUUACUGGAAAAUAUAUAAAUGAAGUCACAUCAAAGAGUAGCUUCUUUUAUGAAUUUUUCUACUUCUCAAUAUCUCCUUUUAAAGAUGCAUUUUCUACUUCAUUUAUUGUUCUUACUGGAAAAUAUAUAUAAAUGAAGUCAUAUCAAGAGUAACUUCUUUUAUAUUCUAUAAUCAUUUUUUGUUUUUUCAUAAAUACAAACAGCACUCCAUAUUCCAUAAAUGAAGACAUUCACUAUUCAGUGAUCAAAGCUGCAAUAGAUCUUUGUAACAUAUAUUUCUUCCAUCAUGAACACCGUCAAUAAUGGAAAACCAAACAAUUGUGUGCACAUGGAAUGUGUGUAAAUUUGUCAAUGAAAGCUUCAUGCUGCAAAGUGAUUGAAUCACAACUAAAUGAUUUUUGUUGUUGUUGCAAUAUGCAAAGUGUCUUGCUAUUAGAAAAGCUAUUGCUUACAAAACAGGGACAUUUUCCUGUUGUGAAACUCUUGUUUUUAUAGUAAAAUUGCCUUUGAAAAGAUAUAUAUCUUUCCUUGAAGACCGAUGUAUUUUUUUUUAGUUCUAAACUAUAAUGUAUGCAGUGGAUAAAGACUUUCAUUACAGUCUACUGUCUUGGGGAAAGGAGAAUGCCUUGGGCUCUCUAUGUUAUGUUGAGAUGUUCAAAUAACAUUAUACAUUCCACAAUACACAGUGAAUAAACUGUAGUGCUUCUGCAUCAUCUCUGGUUUUCCAAUUCUUCUAGAUACAGAGAAUAACAUGGUCUUAAACUAUUACUUCUAUUAUUUUGAAGCCAAUUCAUCUCAAAUUCUUAUGAAGGGAGAGUGUACUUCAAUUUCAAUAUGAUUUUUUUUUUUUACAUGAUUCAUGUAGUUUAGGCAAUUUCAUUGGAUUUUACUCUUACUUCAGUAUAUUUGGAACUGUAGUUGAAACCAUGCAUAUAUUUAUAUCACACUAUUUAUGCAGUAUACUAUUACAAUAGAAAAUGGCUAGAAGGUUCAUAACCAACCAACCGUGUGCAUGUAAUUCACUAUUGGUGUCAGAAAUAGAUUGGCACAUAUGGAAUAAUUAUGAGCCUUUCAUGUGCAGUCUUGCCCUUGAUAUUGAUGACUUCUUAAAGUCACUUUAUAGACACCGUGUUACUCUUUCUUUUAAAUCAUUAUUGGAAGGUAGUAUCACUUAUUCUUCUUGAUGAAAAUGAAUUAAUGCAAAGAACUGAAAUUUAGAAAUGUCUUCCUAGUAUAGUCAA